Messenger RNA from Candidula unifasciata, 312 nucleotides. The record is from the annotation of a GenBank genome assembly. Lineage: Eukaryota; Metazoa; Mollusca; Gastropoda; Stylommatophora; Geomitridae.
AUGUUCAGAUCGACACAAUACAUUACAAUAAUUAUCAAGAAAAGGCAGAAUCUGGAGGCAGAGCCUUAUAUUCGCGUAGAGUUCAACCUCGAGAGGGUACACGGAACCUGCACUAUUCACGAGGCUGACUGUGGCAUAGGGACAGUCAUUUCCGGACUCAAGGAUGAUUUAUCUCAUGUGUUUGGACUAUCUGGUGGACAGCAGCGAUGGCUUUACAACAGCACAGAGCUCCAAGAUAGCAGCACCCUUGAGGAAUAUGGCAUCUCUGCCGGCUCCACGCCAAAACCACAGAUCAACGUGAAAAUAAUGUGA